UGGUCGCCGAGCUGCAGCUCCUCGCGGUUCCCAUCCACGCGCGAGCUAUCAUCAUCGUCCGCUGGGUCUAUGGUGGUGGCGCGAGGCAACAAGCGGCUGGAGGCGAUGGCGCUAGCGGCCGGCAGUGAGAGCCGAGAGCCCGAGAAGAUGAGAUCGAUCUAUUCUGCUGGGUUGGUUGAUCUGAAGAAGGAAGCUCUUAGCUUAUCUAAGCUGAUUAAUAACUUUCAAUUGGCUAAGAUUAGUCGGUCGGCGAAUGUGGUGGCUCAUUUCAUAGCAAAGUUUAGUUUUGACAAUAGAUCCGAUGGUAUUUUUAUUAAUGAUGUUCCGCCCUGUGUGGUGAAUUUUGUAUCGAAUGAUUGUAAGUUUACUGGUUGAUUAAUUAAUAUAAGGUGAUGUUAAAAAAAGGGAAAUGUAAGAGAAAAAAGGAUGCCCUGUCGACUGCCUCCCCGCGCCGGCUGUUGUAGUCAAGGUAGGCCCAAGCAGUCAGAAUUGCUAUUAAACCGAGCAAAACGCCGAACCAGUGCUACGUGUAUGUGCAUACGAGCUCCAAAAGUGAUGGUUUUGCGUCGUUUUAAUCAUGGAUGAUAGUACUAUGUGUUAGCCUAGCUCCAAACGUGGUAGUUUUGCGUAAUUUACUUCACCUGCCACGCCUGUAGGCGGUUGCAAGCUGGCUUCAAUGAAAUGAAGUUGUUAUCGCAUAAGUACAAAGUAUGAGCGGGACGCCCUAGUCAAGUGAACGUCAACGCAUACAAUUUUCCUACACAACCACCAUCCACUCUUGGUUUUCUAUGAGCAACGGUCCAAAAAUAUAGAUUUAAAUUUGGAGCAGGCACCAAGGUCUGGACAGAGACCUGAAAAGUCUUCGAGGGGUGGACGUUGUGUCCCAACCAACAGAGUCGCGCGCGAUCGCGAGGUACAUCCUGCGCAAGUAUAGGACGCCGGGGUCGCCGGACCUGCUGGGAGAGAACGGCGGCGCCAAGGGGGCGGCAAUGGUGGACGUGUGGACGGAGGUGGAAGCGCAGCAGUACCACCCGGCCAUCUCGCCCGUGGUGUUCGAGUGCAUCAUCUUCCCCGUCAUGCGCGGCGCCGCCACGGACCAGAAGGUCGUCGACGAGAGCCUGGAGCGGCUGAGGGGGGUGCUGGGGACGUACGAGGAGCGGCUGUCCGAGAGCAGGUACCUGGCCGGGGACUCCUUCAGCUUCGCGGACCUCAACCACUUCCCCUUCACCUUCUACUUCAUGGCCACCCCGUACGCGGCCCUCUUCGACGAGUACCCCAGGGUGAAGGCCUGGUGGGAGGACCUCAUGGCCAGACCUUCGGUCAAGAGGGUCUGCGCCAAUAUGCCCACCAAGUUCUAGUUCCAUCACGUUGUGUCAUUGUGUGUGUGUCGGAGUGAAUUUGCUGUGGAAUAAACGAACGAAUGAAUGUUAUGUAUUGAUCAUGCCGAA
This is a messenger RNA of Triticum urartu, 1448 nucleotides long. The record is from RefSeq and is a predicted model, not a curated record. NCBI's taxonomy places the organism in Eukaryota, Viridiplantae, Streptophyta, Magnoliopsida, Poales, Poaceae.